Ictalurus furcatus (blue catfish) is the source of this 2879-nucleotide messenger RNA. RefSeq names its product lysosomal associated membrane protein 1b (gene lamp1b). The transcript is spliced from 6 exons. The record is from RefSeq and is a predicted model, not a curated record. Gene Ontology annotation, cellular component: membrane. Lineage: Eukaryota; Metazoa; Chordata; Actinopteri; Siluriformes; Ictaluridae. The coding region runs from base 746 to 1489 and encodes 247 amino acids.
UCAUUCCCUUCAAAAACUAUUGAAGUUAAAAACGUGUAAAACAAUGUCGUCUGUAACUUUAGAGACGGUCCCUUAAUUUCCACAUAUCCGCGAAUAUCGAACAUCCAACAUCAACUUCAUUCCAGUGCAAAUAGGUUUACUAAAACAGGGUUUAAGCAUUGCUAGCUGCAGUGGACAAAUCCUAUUCACAACCCCUGCCCUUUAAAUCGUGUCUUGUUCAAUCUACAUUGUAAAUCCUGAGCUGGGCAAUCAGCUGGGAAAAGGGCUGAUUGUUAUUAACCUAUUUAGUAUCGCCCAGUCGCGAUUGAGAAGAUCUGCGCAUGCGCGUGGUGCUGGUCUAAAAGGACCUCUUCUCAGUAUACACGCGCGCUGCAUAUGGCAGGAAAUAACGGCUUCUGUGCCCUGUCUAGUGGACUAUAUGACUAGUGGUUUGGUAUUUAGGACACAGCCCAUGUGUGACGCUCAGGCACGUGUCUGGGUUCUUUCUUCCUGGUGCGUUUAGGAGACCAGAGUCUCGGGCGUGAGACAAAAACAACCGGCACGCGCGUGUUUACCCGAACCAGGUCUAGCGCUAAAAGAAAUAAACUAAUGAGGAAAAACUUCUACAGCCGGCCUUUAAACUGUAGAAUUGAUUGUAUUCUUAUUAGGGAACGCGUGUUAGUUGGUUACAGGGCGAAUCCUAGCUGAAUAUAGUUGUCUCUUGGAGCGGUUUGUUUUGAUUUAUGCUAGUCACUCGACCGGAAACAUGAAACCUCACACCGGAAAUCACGCUCUGCCUUCUGGACUAACUCUGCUGCUGCUGCUGGCUGUAACACUACGCCCGAGUUUGUCCAGCGAGGUGUUGUCCACCACUUCGGCUCCGACCCCCCCCUCACCUCCCAGUAUCCCCGAGAGCGGGUCGUACAACGUCACCAACAAUGGCACCACGUGCUUGUUGGCCCGCAUGGGACUGCAGCUCAACAUUACUUACACCUCUCGCUCACAGGGCAAGGUUGUUCGAAAUAUCAUAAACCUGCAACCAAAGGUGACCAAUACCUCUGGUUCCUGCGAGGCCGAAACUGCAAAGCUCGCACUCACGGAAGGGAACACAUCCCUGACGUUCUUCUUCCUUUUGAAUUCCACAACUAACAAGUAUCACCUUGAUGGACUGGCACUCUCCAUCAACUUGCCAGACUUGCCUCAGCCCAUGGACGUCCGUAACAAUAGUCUAGGCUACCUUCAGGGAACUCUGGGCUACUCGUACAUGUGCCGUCAAGAGCAGAUCUUGACCGUUGGGCAGAAUUUCUCCCUGAACACGUUCCAUCUACAGGUGCAGCCUUUCGGUGUCAUUGGAAAUGAGUUUGGAGCAGCCGAGGAAUGUGGGCUCGAUAAAGAUGACCUGCUGAUCCCUAUCGCUGUAGGUGCUGCCCUUGCAGGCCUUGUGUUAGUUGUGCUCUUGGCCUACCUGAUUGGCAGGAGGAGAAGCCAUGCUGGCUACCAGACGAUCUAAACCUGCUCACGGAAGCUUUCGAGCCAGAAUAUGCAGCCACCACUAAUCAGUCGAGCCCUGCCCUUUGCUGUUCUCAUGCUGCCAUUAUGCCCAUUGCCUGAGGUGAUCCUCUGCCUUCUGGACUUUAAGUUGUAUCAUAACUGGAAAAUAGUUUAAGAAUGUUUAAUUUUGCACCACUCUGGGCAUUUUUUUUGGAGUGGGUGAUAAUUAGUAUUACUGAAAGGCCUAGGUCUCAGAUAAAGCACAGACUAUUGCUAAAACUGAUAAGUGUUUCCCUUCAUGGUGUGUAUAACGAAAGGCUAGAGUUAAUUGAAACUGCAUCCCAGUAAGAGCCUCAGCUCUGUACAUGACAAUAAUUGAGCUCAAUAUUCCAAGUAGGCACAUUACUUAGGGGAAAAUAGCUGCUAUAAAUUAGUUUUUCAUCACCUAUAGAAGGGAGUACUUAACACUUCCCCUGCCACUGACAUGAUUCAGACCGUACCUCAGGAUGGCAAGGAUGCCAUGUUGCUGGACUCCAGAAACAGAAUUGGUAGACUUGCACUGAAGUCCGUCUGUACGAUUAUUUUCUUUCUUUAAGGUGCUGUAACGGUGUGGAAUUGCACAGGUAGCCUUGAGUAAUCCAUACUGUAUGUAAGUUGAUAUCAAGGCUGUAUUCGCUGCACUGAGGCCUUUCUCAAUACCUCUCAGACCCCAUCAUCCUCCAUUGGAAGGUGCUUCAUGCAAGAGUACAUGUUCAAGUUCAUAUUCUUUCCAACCUAUUAUUAUUAUUUAUAAAUCUUACAAGAAUAUAUCUGUAGCAUGGAGGAGUUCGUAUGAAAAACACGGUGAUGGUUGGCUUAGCAAGGACGUUUAAUUGCUUUAUUUUCCUCACGAUCACUAGUCAUAGCUCACACGUUAUUAGCAAACCGUAAACCAUUUAGUGUCAAACAUUAAGACCGCUUCCCUCCACCCAGCAUGCUUUGGAAUGCAAGAAAUCAGUGGCCACUCAACUGGUAAACUUCUUAUAUAUUUAAUAUUGCACAAUAAAGUCCCACUCACGGUAUGAAGACUAAUCGAUAUCCUUUUCAUACUGUGAAUGUGACGUUUUGAUGUGAAGUAUUAUGAUCAUCCUGCGUCUGGGACUAAGCAGCAUUUAAAGCUUGAGAGACGGAGAGAGCGAGUGUUGAUAUAAUGAACUGUUAAAUACAGUGCACUGAACAUGAAUAUGUUACCUGCUUCUGCUGAUGUGUUUAUAGUGUUCUUAUUUGCAACUUGGCCUUAGUGUGAAAUGCUCUGGAGUAAUGUGUGUUGAACGAGAAUGAUGUUAAAAUUCAUAUCUAUCAGGUGUUGCAUAACAGUAGAGAAUGUGUCCAUUUAUAAAUGCAAUGACAAAUAAAAGGGAAAAAAAGUG